This is a messenger RNA of Morus notabilis, 1653 nucleotides long. RefSeq names its product reticulon-4-interacting protein 1, mitochondrial. Gene Ontology annotation, molecular function: oxidoreductase activity. The transcript is spliced from 7 exons. Bases 146 to 1264 code for a protein of 372 amino acids. NCBI's taxonomy places the organism in Eukaryota, Viridiplantae, Streptophyta, Magnoliopsida, Rosales, Moraceae. The record is from RefSeq and is a predicted model, not a curated record.
ACCAAAACACAGACACGUCCUCUCUCUCUCUCUCUCUCUCUCUCUCUAUAUAUAUAUAUGUGUGUGUGUGUGUGUGUGUUAAUACAUCUUCAAUGCUUUGAGCUUCAUUCUACUUUGAUCCUUUGAUCACCACAGUGAAGAAAAAAUGCGAUUUCUGAGAAAUCGGAGUGUUGGAGAUGGCUUAUCGGAAGCGAAUCGCAGUUGGCUUCGCCGGCAGCUCCUCAAGAUAGGGCGGAGAAGCGUCGUUACCAGCUGCAGAGCCGUCGUUUUGCCCCGCUUCGGCGGGCCCGAGGUUCUGGAGCUCCGUCCCGAUGUCGAUGUUCCCGAUCUCAAGCAAAAUGAAAUUCUCGUCCGCGCUCAUGCUGUCUCCAUUAAUCCACUCGAUACCAGAAUGCGAUCAGGCUACGGUCGUUCAAUAUUUGAACCUCUUCUACCUCUCAUAUUGGGCCGUGAUGUUAGUGGUGAAGUUGCAGCAGUAGGAGCCUCAGUCCGGACACUGAACGUGGGGCAAGAAGUGUUUGGUGCGUUGCAUCCAACUGCUGUGAGGGGUACUUAUGCUGACUAUGCAAUUCUUUCAGAAGAAGAACUUACUCCUAAACCAGUAUCUGUUACACAUGUGGAAGCGAGUGCCAUUCCUUUUGCUGCGUUGACUGCAUGGCGUGCUCUAAAAAGCACUGCUCGGAUAACUGAGGGAGAAAGGGUAUUAGUCGUGGGUGGUGGAGGAGCAGUAGGUUUUUCUGCAAUUCAGCUUUCAGUAGCUGCAGGGUGCAGUGUUACAACUACCUGUGGAAGUCAAAGUGUAGACCGAGCAUUGGCAGCUGGUGCUGAGCAGGCUGUCGACUAUACAACUGAGGAUGUUGAAUCGGCAAUAAAAGGAAAAUUUGAUGCUGUCUUAGACACCAUUGGCAUCCCAGAGAAUGAAAGAAUAUGGAUAAAUUUUUUGAAGAGAGGUGGGCACUACAUGACACUUCAGGGUGAGGCAGCAUCACUGACAGAUAGUUAUGGACUUGCUUUUGGGCUUCCACUAGCUACAGCUAUUCUGCUGAAGAAACAGAUUCAAUACCGGUACUCUCAUGGAAUAGAAUACUCGUGGACUUACAUGAGAGCCGACUCAGAAGGGUUGGAUGCGAUCCGAAGGCUUUCUGAAGCUGGAAAGCUCAAAAUACCAGUUGAGAAAACAUUUCCCAUCACGCAAGUGAGAGAAGCUCACAAGGCAAAAGACAAAAAGCAUAUUCCAGGUAAAGUUGUGCUGGAACUUGACUGAAGAAGAUUUCACUAGGUCGCACUUAAAUACGGUAUGGAAACACUCGUAUUAUUGACAUCUAUCUUCGUUCUAUUUGGGGAGAGGAUUGUGCAAUAAAGGCUUUCUCUGUACAUUGGUCACUAGCAUUUUGUACAAGUGGUACAAGUUAAGGGUAAGAAUCUGCAGUUUCCGUUUGGCAAUCUGUAAAUCUUUUGAGAAUUCCUAUUACACAAACUUUUAUAGUUGCACAUUUUGUAAACGAAGAGGAAUAGACCAGAUAGUUGAAUCUUUGGAUGUACUUGUAUGGAAUAGUUAAAGGCCUCAACGGUGCUCGCACUGGCCAGGCUCAAACCCGGUGGGAAGGUCCGCCGGCCGGCUGGCUUUGAAAAAUGGUUGGUUUUUUUGGGAUC